GUCAUCUCUCUAUCUUCUUCCUCUUCCUUCAGAAUUAAUAAGCCGCCCACCACGCUUUUGAUGCUCUACUCUCCCCUCCCUUCUCCCUCCCCUUUCUCACUUACACAUCUGCAAAUCCUAAACCACAAGGAAGGAACAACAAUAACAACGACAGCGAGAAGUGAUGGAGACAGCUGUGCCCAACGUCCAGCGCGUCAACAAAGCCUCCUCCGACGAGCUCCUCCGCAAAUUCGCCGAACUCGACGCCGACCCCCCGGCGAGACCUUACUCGCUCCCUCGCCCCUCCUCCACCACCGCCCGCAUCUUCACCCCAAUGGUCGUCCGGAAGAAGUCCUGCCGCGCUAUCAACGCCCUCUCCUCCCGGGAGCUCAUCUCCUCAUCCUCCUCUUAUGCCGACGGAAGGCCGGCAAGGAGGGGGCGGACCAGUGCUGGACAGGCAGAGUGGAAGUCACUUCUCCCUCUCUCCAAUCGCAGGUCGUCCUCCAAGUCCCUGCUCCGAAGGAUCGGGGUCCGACGGUCCGAUGACGCAGCCCCCGGCAUCGGACUCUUCUUUGCCAUAGCCCUCCAAAAGACAUGGCGUAAGACGAUGGCAAGCGCAUCAAAGAUGAUUGUGGAGAAGCACUGCCCGAAACAUGUUCGACUUAUCAGUGACAAUGUUUAAUUAAUUUCACGGACUGUUCUUUUUUUACUGAUACAAAAUUUCUACUUCCAAUAAAACCCCAACAUGGCAAUGUUUUUCUUUAAAUACAAGUCUUAUUUGUAAAA
Zingiber officinale is the source of this 765-nucleotide messenger RNA. RefSeq lists its product as uncharacterized. The transcript has 2 exons. Bases 164 to 661 code for a protein of 165 amino acids. NCBI's taxonomy places the organism in Eukaryota, Viridiplantae, Streptophyta, Magnoliopsida, Zingiberales, Zingiberaceae. The record is from RefSeq and is a predicted model, not a curated record.